AUGGCCAGCAAAAAGCGUGAAGUCCAGCUACAGGCAGUCAUCAAUACUCAGAACUUGUGGGAUGAGAUGCUGCUGAACAAAGGGUUAACAGUGAUUGAUGUUUACCAAGCCUGGUGCGGACCGUGCAAAGCCGUGCAACCUUUAUUCAGAAAACUGAAAAACGAGCUGAACGAAGAUGAGAUUCUCCAUUUCGUGGUUGCUGAAGCUGACAACAUUGUGACUCUGCAGCCAUUUAGAGAGAAAUGUGAGCCUGUGUUCCUCUUUAGUCUUAAUGGUAAAAUCAUCGCGAAGAUUCAGGGUGCAAAUGCGCCACUUAUCAAUAAAAAAGUCCUUUCCUUGAUAGAUGAAGAGAGGAAAAUUGGAGCAGGUGAAAUGGCUCGUCCUCAGUAUGUGGAAAUUCCACUUGUAGAUCUAUCCACAGAAGAAGGCGGGGAAGGACAUUAUGAAAACGCUGGAGACAUUUACAAUAUGGCUAUUAUCAAACCUGAUGCCGUACUCAGAAGAAAAAAUAUAGUAAUUAAGGAAAAAAUUACCAAAGAAGGAUUUGUCAUAGAAAUACAGGAAAACAUGUUUCUCCCUGAAGAGGUAGUGAGAGAAUUCUACAUUCAUAUAGCAGACCAGCCUGACUUUGAAGAGUUUGUAUCUUUUGUAACAAAUGGCCUAAGCUGUGUGCUCAUUAUAUCUCAAGGAGAGGAAGAGUUUAUCCAGGAAGAAAUUCAACCUCAGUCUGAAGCGGCAGAGGAAGAAUUACCUGAGAAUCCGGAAGAGCCACAUGUUAGGUUUGCACCUAUGGUGACAAAGAAGAAACGGGACAGUUUGCAAGAAUAUUUGGAACGACAACACAUAUCUGAGUUUUGCGAUAUUGAGGAUGAUGUAACUAAGGUGUCUAAGUUCAUUGAUAUCUUAUUCCCUGAUUUUAAAACCAUGAAAAGCAUGAAUAUACAAAGGACUCUGGCAUUGCUGCAUCCGGAAGUCUAUGAAGAAAGGAAAGAUGAUGUCUUUAACAUUAUCCAGAAUGAAGGAUUUACCAUACUGAUGCAGAGGCAAAUAUCAUUAUCAGAGGAGGAAGCAAAGACAAUAUGCAAGAACUAUGAGAAUGAAGAGUACUUUGCUAAACUCGUAGCUUACAUGAGCAGUAAUCCAUCUUGUGUCCUUGUUCUAUUGAGGGAGAAUGGUUUGCAGCAUUGGCAAGAGUUAAUGGGACCAAAAACCCUUGAGGAAGCUUUCACAUACUAUCCAGAGAGUUUAUGUGCAAGGUUUGCCACAGAAAGUUUCCCUAUCAACCUGUUCUAUGGAAGCCCUUCAAAAGAGGAAGCUGAGAAGGAGAUCGAGCAUUUUUUUCCUCCUCAGAGCACGCUGGCACUGAUCAAGCCUCAUGUGUCACCCGAGCAAAGAAAGGAGAUCCUGAAGGCCAUUAAAGAGGCUGGAUUUGAGCUGACCAUGCUGAAGGAAAUAGUCCUGACUCCAGAGCACGCAAACAAAGUUUAUUUCAAGAUAACAGGAAAAGAUUUUUAUAAAAAUGUAUUGGAAGUCUUAUCUAUGGGCCCGUCUACAGUCAUGAUUCUGACCAAGUGGAAUGCUGUUGUGGAAUGGAGACGCAUGGUUGGCCCAGUAGACCCAGAAGAAGCAAAACUGCUCUCCCCAGAUUGCCUCCGAGCCAGAUAUGGGGUGGACAUUUUGAGAAAUGCUGUCCAUGGGGCAUCUAACACGUAUGAAGCAUCAGUCGGCAUCAGUAAUGUGUUCACAGAAGAUAAUCCUGAGGAUGCCUAA
Molecule: messenger RNA, 1770 nt
Organism: Acomys russatus (golden spiny mouse)
Lineage: Eukaryota; Metazoa; Chordata; Mammalia; Rodentia; Muridae
Gene: Nme8
Product: NME/NM23 family member 8
Exons: 15
Coding region: 1-1770 (589 amino acids)
Source: RefSeq, a predicted model, not a curated record